Klebsormidium nitens is the source of this 511-nucleotide messenger RNA. Lineage: Eukaryota; Viridiplantae; Streptophyta; Klebsormidiophyceae; Klebsormidiales; Klebsormidiaceae. The record is from the annotation of a GenBank genome assembly.
AUGCCGGCUGACCAUGCAACGAUGUGGAAGAACGUGAGGGCCCAUUUGCAAAGGCUGGUGUUUCUUGUGGGAGCAGGGCAGAAGGCAGAGGGGCCACUCGAGGAUGGAAAGGUGGGCAAGGAGAACACGACCAUGGGCAAGGUCGGGAGCAGCUGGGAUUGGGAGAUGCUCAGUAUGGAGGAGGGAGAGGGUAUGCCAGCAGCUUAUGAGCACCUGUCCCAGCGAGACCCGUACGAGCUUUAUGACAGGAAAGGUCGGCUGGUGCGCUUGAAAUCGAGGGCAGUCCAGGAGGCUGUAGCCAGGUUGGAGCAGGAAGAAGCUCGGUUGACCAAUGAAAACCUUCCUGUGGAUUAUGACAAUGGCCCUCCUUCCCUUCAACGAGCAUACGAGGAGGUCGAAGUAGCCAUUACUCAUCUCGAUAAGGCUACAAUGGAAGCAGAGGAGUGUCGGAAGAGCCUUGAAGUUUGGAGGACCAUCUUGCUGGACGUUCAGGAGAUUCUUGGCAUGCGAG